CAAACUUUGUCCGGCUUUUUGCCAUCCGGGAGAAACCGGCCAGUGUGUUACAGCCUGGGGGCCUUCCUUGGGAACCACUGCCAUAGACUAAACUGUCUGUCUGCCCAAUGGUUAUGAAUGAGAAAGUGAGAAUCUGUCAGUGUUAUCUUUUACCAGGACUAAUAAAGUUAUUGUUUGAAAGGAAAAAAAAAAAGAAAAGAAAAGAAAAAACCCUGGCUCAGUGCAGCUCCCAGAAGCCUGCGCGGCACGACGUGAGAUCCGGAGACGACGCUCAGGGGGCGGGUCCGGCUGUCUCCACGGAAACCACUCUGGCUGGUGGGCUGCGGCCUGAAGGGGCUGACACUGGGGAGAACAUGUCUGCAUUGGAGAAACAUUUCCACCUGGGGCGGCUGCCCCCUCGGCCUCCCAUGCCUGGAGGUCUGCAGUCUGGAUCCAAGAUGAGAAUGGGGCCUGGAAGAAAGCGUGACUUUUCCCCCGUUCCCUGGAGCCAGUAUUUUGAAUCCAUGGAAGAUGUGGUGGUUGACUGUGAAACUGGCAAAGACAGCUUCCGUAUUUACAAGAGUGGAUCGGAGGGACCUGUCCUGCUCCUGCUGCAUGGUGGGGGGCACUCUGCUCUCUCCUGGGCCGUGUUUACUACUGCGAUUAUCAGCCGCAUUCGGUGCCGAGUUGUGGCAAUAGAUCAGCGAGGCCACGGUGAAACUAAAGUAAAGAACACUGAGGACCUGUCUUCAGAGACGAUGGCCAGGGAUAUUGGGAACGUGGUGGAAGCUUUGUACGGGGAUCUGCCUCCUCCCAUCAUGCUCAUUGGUCACAGCAUGGGCGGCGCGAUCGCAGUGCAUACUGCCGCUGCUAACCUUGUGCCGAGUCUGCUGGGCCUCUGUAUGAUUGACGUUGUGGAAGGGACGGCGAUGGACGCACUGAACAGCAUGCAGAACUUCCUGCGCGGCCGUCCAAAGACAUUUAAAUCGCUGGAGAAUGCUAUUGAGUGGAGUGUGAAGAGUGGGCAGAUCAGGAAUCUGGACUCCGCCAGAGUGUCCAUGGCUGGGCAGGUCAAGCAAUGCGAGGAAGCCAUGACUCCUGAAGGGCCAAAAGCCAUAGUAGAAGGAAUAAUUGAGGAGGAAGAGGAAGAUGUAGAAGAGAACGGAGGGCAGUCCAUUAACAAGAGGAAGAAGGAGGAUGAUACAGAGGUGAAGAAAGAGCGCCCGUAUACCUGGAGGAUUGAGCUGUCCAAAACGGAGAAAUACUGGGACGGGUGGUUCAGGGGCCUUUCCAACCUUUUCCUCAGCUGCUCAGUACCUAAGCAGCUUCUCCUGGCGGGGGUGGACAGACUGGACAAAGACCUCACAAUAGGACAGAUGCAGGGGAAGUUCCAGAUGCAGGUUCUCCCACAGUGCGGCCAUGCUGUACAUGAAGAUGCUCCGGAUAAAGUCGCUGAAGCUGUUGCCACGUUCUUAGUGCGUCAUCAAUUUGCAGAACCAGUUGGGGGCUUUCAGUGCGUGUUCCCGACCUGUUAGUAGCCUGCAGUCUGUGUGCACAGAGUCAUCAUGUAAAUAUUCUGCUCCAGAUGCUGACGUGAUGUUGCUGGUUUGCUACGUGAACCCUGGCACAGCGGAGAGAUGCCGGUGUCCUCUGUCCGUACACGCAAAUCAAUAUAGCAGCCACGUGUCCAUGUUUAGUUUUUAUUUUCUGACUGGGUUUCCACCCGCGCUGUAUGUGAGCACACAGGCACCACGCAGCUGGACCUCGGAGAGCUGCCAAUCCGCUUCCUCUGAAGUGACGAAUAACUGCGCCGGAUACUCGUCCAGCUUCCAGACAGUAUUCCUUACGCUGACUACGUUCCGGAGCGGAGCCCCCCGUCUGGUGAGAGAGGAAGCGCGAGCUGUAUAAAUAUCCGCUCUAGGCCAGCGUUAGUCUCCUGAUCUGCAUUCGCAUCAAAGCUUAAUGAAGUCCUAGCACAAUAAGCGCCGGACAGCGGAGUAUUGCCCAGCAGUGUUCUGGACCGAGGGGAUCGCAGGCUCCUCCCGCAGAGCAAUACUAUGUGGUGUUCAAGUUUUUCCUUUCUAUUUUUUUUAAUGUACUGUAAUAUUUAAAAAAAUAAUAAUAAAAGUGAGCGUCAUUGGCCGCAAUUCUCUGUAUGGCCCUCACCUUUGGGAA
This is a messenger RNA of Pseudophryne corroboree (corroboree frog), 2154 nucleotides long. It is a transcript of the gene PPME1, whose product is annotated as protein phosphatase methylesterase 1. Gene Ontology annotation, molecular function: protein methylesterase activity. Bases 108 to 1514 code for a protein of 468 amino acids. The record is from RefSeq and is a predicted model, not a curated record. NCBI's taxonomy places the organism in Eukaryota, Metazoa, Chordata, Amphibia, Anura, Myobatrachidae. The transcript is spliced from 15 exons. Gene Ontology annotation, biological process: protein demethylation.